UGGCGGCGGCGGGGUGAGCCGGGCGGCCCUGAGUCACCGGCGCGCCCCCGCCCAGCCUCGCGCCGCCCCCGCCGCCGCCGCCGCCGCGUGUGCGCCCCGCUCCGCCAGCGCCCGCUCGGUUGCUCAUGGGCAGAGGAGCAGAGGCCGCGGAGAGGCCCCCGAGCGCGCGGUGCCCCAGCUGGGCCGGAGCUAGGAGCCGGACCUUGCCCACCCACCCCCGGCAGCAGUGCCCGGGCAGGCUACGCCAUGGCCUUCUCCCAGGUGCAGUGUCUGGACGACAACCAUGUGAACUGGCGCUCCAGCGAGUCCAAGCCCGAGUUCUUCUACAGCGAGGAGCAGCGGCUGGCGCUGGAGGCCCUGGUGGCCCGCGGCCGGGACGCCUUCUACGAGGUGCUCAAGCGGGAGAACAUCCGAGACUUCCUCUCGGAGCUGGAGCUCAAGCGCAUCCUGGAGACCAUUGAGGUGUACGACCCGGGCUCUGAGGACCCUCGGGGCACGGGCCCCUCUCAGGGGCCCGAGGACAAUGGGGUCGGCGACGGCGAGGAAGCCAGCGGGGCGGAUGGGGUCCCCACCGAGGCCGAGCCGCUGCCCUCCCUGGAGUACUGGCCCCAGAAGUCGGACCGCUCCAUCCCGCAGCUGGACCUGGGCUGGCCGGACACCAUCGCCUACCGCGGCGUGACCCGGGCCAGCGUCUACAUGCAGCCCCCCAUAGACGGGCAGGCCCACAUCAAAGAGGUGGUGCGGAAGAUGAUCAGCCAGGCACAGAAGGUGAUAGCUGUGGUUAUGGACAUGUUCACCGACGUGGACAUCUUCAAGGACCUGCUGGACGCCGGCUUCAAGAGGAAAGUGGCCGUGUACAUCAUCGUGGAUGAGAGUAACGUCAAGUACUUCCUGCACAUGUGUGAGCGGGCCCGCAUGCACCUGGGGCACCUCAAGAAUCUCAGAGUGCGGAGCAGCGGGGGAACCGAGUUCUUCACGCGGUCGGCAACCAAGUUCAAGGGUGCCCUGGCCCAGAAGUUCAUGUUUGUGGAUGGAGACCGGGCUGUGUGCGGCUCCUACAGCUUCACGUGGUCAGCCGCGCGGACGGACCGGAAUGUGAUCUCCGUGCUGUCUGGCCAGGUGGUGGAGAUGUUCGACCGGCAGUUCCAGGAGCUGUACCUCAUGUCACACAGUGUGAGCCUCAAGGGCAUCCCUAUGGAGAAGGAGCCAGAGCCGGAGCCUAUCGUGCUGCCCUCUGUGGUCCCCCUGGUGCCCGCGGGCACUGUGGCCAAGAAGCUCGUCAACCCCAAGUACGCACUUGUCAAGGCCAAGAGCGUCGACGAGAUUGCCAAGAUCUCCUCUGAGAAGCAGGAGACCAAGAAGCCCCUGGGGCUGAAAGGCCCAGCGCUGGCCGAGCAUCCAGGGGACCUCCCUGAGCUGCUGCCACCCAUCCACCCAGGACUGCUCCACCUGGAGAGGGCCAACAUGUUUGAGUACCUGCCCACGUGGGUGGAGCCAGACCCGGAGCCUGGCAGCGACAUCCUGGGCUACAUCAAUAUCAUCGACCCCAACAUCUGGAACCCCCAGCCCAGCCAGAUGAACCGCAUCAAGAUCCGUGACACCUCCCAGGCCAGCGCCCAGCACCAGCUGUGGAAGCAGAGCCAGGACAGCAGGCCCCGUCCAGAGCCUUGCCCUCCCCCAGAGCCCAGUGCCCCCCAGGACAGUGUCCCAGCUGAGAACGGCCUCCCCCAGGGGGACCCUGAGCCAUUGCCCCCUGUGCCCAAGCCCCGGACAGUCCCUGUGGCAGAUGUACUAGUCCAGGACAGCAGUGAUAUUGGCUGGGUCCUGGAGCUCCCCAAAGAGGAGGCUCCCCAGAAUGGGACAGACCACAGUCUACCCAGGAUGGCAGGCCCAGGCCACGCCCCACUCCAGCGGCAGCUAUCUGUGACCCAGGAUGACCCCGACAGCCUUGGGGUGGGGUUCCCCAAUGGGCUGGAUGGGGCGGAAGAAGAAGAUGAUGACGACUACGUAACCCUCAGUGACCAGGACAGCCACUCAGGCAGCUCCGGCCGUGGCCCUGGCCCCCGACGGCCCUCAGUGGCCUCCUCUGUGUCAGAGGAAUACUUCGAGGUGAGAGAGCACUCAGUCCCUCUCCGGAGGCGCCACUCAGAGCAAGUGGCCAACGGGCCAACCCCACCACCGCGCCGGCAGCUGAGUGCCCCCCAUAUAACCCGAGGGACCUUUGUUGGACCCCAGGGUGGCUCCCCGUGGGCCCAGAGUCGGGGGAGAGAAGAAAAAGAUACGUCGAAGAGGAUGAUGCAGGCCCAGCGCUCCACAGACAAGGAGGCACAGGGCCAGCAGUUUCAUCAUCACAGGGUCCCUGCCUCAGGGACUAGGGAUAAAGACGGCUUCCCAGGACCCCCUAGGUACCGCUCUGCUGCUGACGGCGUCCAGAGCUCUACCAGAAACACUGGCCCAGCCAUGGCCGGCCCCCACCACUGGCAGGCCAAGGGAGGCCAGGUACCCCGCCUGCUCCUGGAUCCUGGCAGCCCAAGACUGGCCCAAAAUGCCCACCCCGUGACCGAUGGCAGGGCCACCGAGGAGCAUCCGAGUCCCUUUGGAAUCCCAUACUCCAAACUGUCUCAGUCGAAGCACCUGAAGGCCAGGACGGGUGGUAGCCAGUGGGCCUCAUCCGACUCUAAACGGAGGGCUCAAGCCCCCCGGGACCGCAAAGACCCCUAGCAGCAUGUCCCAGCCUGGAGCCACACCUUCUGAGGCCCCAGCCCAGACUCAUGAUGCGGAGGGCAGAGGGGCCGCCUGCGCCUACCAGAGCCCACUGGGACGGCAGGAAGGUGGGAUGGGCGGGAGACGUUGGCACUCACCUGGUCGGUGCACCAGUACCAGGUGGCCAUGAUGGUCAGGCCAAAGGUCAUCCCGGUCCACGGCAGGUCCCCUGUGUGGGGGUCUCGAAACAUGUGCAUGGCGUCUGUACGCGGCAGGUGGCAGGUGGUGUUGGCAAUGGUCCUGGAGGGAAUGGCCCGGGCGUAGGCUGCCUCCAGCUGCCCGUAACCACCGAUCUGGUCAAAAGCUGGAGGGGUCAGGGUGGAACAGGGACAGUUUGGUGGUUGGGGGAUCCCUGACUCCCUGGGCUCCCCCUGCCUUCAUCUCACAAGAAACUUCCUGAUGCAUCAAACUUGAGUUUUUUUCCACCUCAUCUUUCCCAGUGUUUGGAAAGGUGUGAGGGUAGAGGGUUUUUUUUUUAAAGGUGUAUUUGAAUAACUAUUUUAUUUGUAUUUAAAAUAAUACUAUUAAGUAAGCAUUUUGCACAUGGGCACCCCAGUGUCCCGCUGGCCCAGCAGGAGUCACUGUUGGCCUCUGGACACUCAUCGGCCUUGGGCAAGGGGUUCUCAGCCAGGUUUCUGAUUGUCGAUUCAAGGAAGCAAAAGUAAUUUUUCUUGACAUUUGAGGACCUUCCUGAGGCUUCUAAAGUGUUCAUCCUGAUCACCUGAAGGGUGUGAUUUUAGCAGAGCUGCGAGUGGCUGGUGGUGAUGUGGCCCCACCCCCUGAGGCACAGAGAAGAGGGAGACAGAGGUCCAGAGAGGGAUGGGGCCUCCACCAAGACCACAUAGCCAUCUGGCGGGCUCAAGCCGGGGCCUUUUCCUCUCCAGUCCAGAACACCUCACUGUUCCUGUCUACCUCGGGAUCAGGGCCCGGCAUGGCCAAGCCCUGGCCCAUCUGUGUCUGUGUCACUCCACCCCCUUCCAGACUGGGCCUGGCUGCUGGGAUCCCUCUUAUGCAGUGGGUCCCAGGGACACUAGAGCCCCUGGUCUGAGAGGGAGAAGCCUGGAUGUAGGAAAACCAGUUUCCACCCCAGGCCCCACUCCCUAGCCUUCUCCAAGUGGGACAUGGAAGAGGCAGCCUGCUGCCUGGAUGCUGGUCUCCCCAGCAUCACUGUUCCCAUGGAGCUCAGGUCAGGCUCUGUAUUCAGACCGAGGGUUUGUGUGAGGCUCAGAGCAAAUGAACAAGUGCCAUUCAAGGGUUAGAAACUGCUCAACCACAGGGUCCCAGUGUCUGAGUCUGGAAGAGUCUUUAGAGAUUUGUUCACUCUUUGAGGGAUCCUCCUGGCUCUGCUUACAUACUUCCAGGGACGGUGAGCUCACUCUCUCCGGGCAGCCCUGUGAGUUUCCUAUCUGUUUCAGACUAGUAUCGCCAGUCUCUCCCACCUCUCUUCUUUCCUCCCUGGCCUUUGUCCUGCAGGAGGUAGCAUCACCUCUUGGUAUUUUGUACAUGCUUUUAAACAAUUGGAGGAGCUGCCCAGGCAGUUUUGUGGUCUCCUGGUUGUGUGCCUUCACACCUGCCUACAGCCCCACCUCACCAUCAAGCACUGAGCCAAUGCGGGUGUGGCUGGCCCUGAGUUCCUGAGUCAGCUCCUUGCCAGGGCCAGAGCUGGUAACAGCGGGGCAGCAGGGUGGGCAGCCUCUACCAGCCAGGGCAGUCCCUGCGGGGCCAGCAGGGGGGCUGACUGCCUAGUGUCUCAACCUUCUGAACCCACCCCCCCCCAGCGAUGCUACCCAGAGCCCCAACAGCAUGAAUCCUGCAGAGUGCCGGGCAGUGCCAGACUCCAAAGGGCUCGCUGUGGGGACAGCCCCGCCAUGGCCACAGACUCUGUCCUCACCUUUGAUUGUCAGGAUGACAGCCCCCACCACCAUGAUGAGCGUCUGCAGGGUGUCCGUGUAGAUUACAGCAGCCAGGCCCCCUGCCAGUGGAAGCAAGUUUGCUGGAGGGGGCCCUGGCCCCAGGGAGGAGGGACACGGGGAGGAACUUCUGGGGCUCCUGCUGGGGCCACUUCCUGGGCUGCUCCCUCAGGCCUGUAGGGGGAGGUGGCCUUCUGACCCCUUUACAUGUCCCCUGGGUGGACCUCCCUGCUGCAGGCGCCAUACCUGCAAUGGUGUACAGGGCUGUGAUGCCGAGCGUGAGGAUGGUGGAGAGGUAGAAGUUCCAGCCCAGGCAGAUGUGCACAAACAGAGCCCCUGCGUACAGGUCCAGCUGCGGAGGGAGAGACCCUUGUGUGGGCGGCUGAAGUCGCUGUUAGACCCAGGGCUCCAGCAAGCCACUCCCUGGGUGACCUCGGGCAAGGCCCUCUCUGGGCCUUGGUGGCCUGUGGAUGAGGAGGGGAGACCCCCACUCACCUGCCUACCUGCAUCACAGGGCCAUUGUGAGGUUGGGGGAAGAACUGGCCGUGGAGCUACAAGCUUGUGUGGAUGUCAGGGGACAUUACUGUUACUAAUAAAGUCCAAAGUGGCCAAUGCCCUUCCCAAAA
Messenger RNA from Pongo pygmaeus (Bornean orangutan), 5299 nucleotides. It is a transcript of the gene SACK1G, whose product is annotated as scaffolding CK1 anchoring protein G. Gene Ontology annotation, molecular function: protein kinase binding. Lineage: Eukaryota; Metazoa; Chordata; Mammalia; Primates; Hominidae. Gene Ontology annotation, biological process: BMP signaling pathway. Gene Ontology annotation, cellular component: cytosol; nucleus. The coding region runs from base 247 to 2721 and encodes 824 amino acids. The record is from RefSeq and is a predicted model, not a curated record. The transcript is spliced from 6 exons.